CUCGUAAAUAUCACGAGUGACGAGACCUCAGCUCAGAUUCUACGAGUGAUGGUUAAAAUAAAACGACACGCCGUAUAAUAGCAUCCAACAGACUGUAGAAAAAGAACGGCGAAGGCUGGAGUAGUGGGAUUCGCAGCCAGACAAUGAUAAAAAUAAAAUAGUCGAAACUCCAAAAACUUCUCAUUCUCAAAACCCCCAAAAUUGUGUAACUUUUCAAAACCCUGAUUCUUUCCUUCCUUCCUUCCUUCCUUAAAACCAGCACCAGCCAUGGACGACAGCUUCAAAGUCCGAGUUGAUAAAAUCUUCGGCUCUCUAGCUUCUUCUUCUUCUUCUUCUUCAGCAUCAGCUUCAACCCCAACAGCCACAACUCCAUCUUCGUCUCUGUGGUCUCUCACAGACGACGAAAUCGAAAGGAAAGAAUGGGUCAGAGACAAGACCAUUUCCGAACCCGACUCCCAUUCCUUAUUGACAAACCAUGAUCACAAGCAGCAGGAAAAUCGUUUGGUGGAUUUGAGUUUGAAGGAUGAGCUGGUGAAGGACCUCGAUGACCUUGACGACGACGACAACGACAACGACAACGAACCCGGUUCACUCGCCUCCAUUAAACCGGAAGACUUUAACGACGAAGAGUGGCAAAUUAAGUGCUCUAUUGGCCAAGACUGUACUUUGGAUUACGAGGAAGAGGAAGAUGAAUAUGACAAACUGGCUGUUAAUAGUGAAAAGCCUGAGGAACGGUUGUAUAUGAAGGAUAUAAAUGAUUAUGGUAUAGCUAUAGAUUCUAAUUAUGAGCUACCUGAUUCGAUUGAGGAAGUUGAGAGAGACCCACGUGCGAAUCACUUUGCUGCGAAAAUUAGGCUCAAAGAAGAUGCCGAAGCAGCUCAACAAAUUGAUUCUUUGCGAGUCUCUGAGAAAGAUGCACCGGCGAGAGAGGAUGAAAGUAACAUGUCUGAGGAUGGUGUUAAACUGAAAUCUAUUCUGAAGAGAAAGGAUGGUCCAUCGGAUUCCAAGUCAGACAAACGUGUCCGGUUUGAAACUGAAUGUAAAGAUAAUUGUGGUGGAGGUUCUGAAGGAGACAAUGAUGUCCCAAUGGAUACCGGUUUUGUGGAUAAUGCUAUGGUUUUAAAUCAGGCUAACUUUUCUUCUGCAGUUCCGGAUUAUAUACGGAAUCCUUCAAAAUAUACACAUUACACCUUUGAUUCAUCUAGCGACAUGGACGAGGAAUCUAACAAGCAAGCCUAUAUGGACUUUUUAAAGCUGCUGAAUAGGUCAAAUGAUAUGGCCUCACAGCAACAGGAUGCUUCCAAUGAUCUUCCAUCAGUCACCUUUAUACCAAAAAGGAAAACAGGUGAUACUAUAAUGGUAGACAAUGCUACUGUCUCAAAGCAAAACAGGGAUGAUUUGGGCAAGGAAUUUAUGCGUAGGAGAGGCUUGCCUGUUAGAAUUGCAGCUUGGGCCAUGGAAGACAAUGAAGUUUGUGCAAUGGAGGAAGAUGAAAUGAAACCAUUAGAAGAUGGAAGUAACAGCUCACAGAGACCGGGCCGAAAGUAUAGGAUGAAGUCCAAAGUAGAGUCGGACGAGUCUAUUGCUUGAUUACCCGAUGAACCCCAGCAUCUUGUAAGGCACACUAUGCUAGCUUCUCCUUUUCUGUUGAAUCUUGAUUCUUGACUUCUUUUUAUCUGUAUGUACUUGCACUUCUACCUGAUUUUUUUCCUAGUGUACUAUUGAAAAAGCAUUAAGGAAAAACUGAAGUUAGUCGGACCACUGCACUGUGAAUAUGCAUUGUGCUUCGGCUGUCCACUCAAUCACCUAGUCAAUGUGAAUUUUUGUGUGCAUGCAUGAUGCACCUGCAAAUUGUAAAUUGUAUUUGAGCCCGUU
Quercus lobata is the source of this 1875-nucleotide messenger RNA. RefSeq names its product midasin-like protein. The record is from RefSeq and is a predicted model, not a curated record. NCBI's taxonomy places the organism in Eukaryota, Viridiplantae, Streptophyta, Magnoliopsida, Fagales, Fagaceae. The transcript has 2 exons. The coding region runs from base 268 to 1590 and encodes 440 amino acids.